AUGGACAUGGAAGCCCUCAUAGAGAGCGGCCGCGGCUGCUACGCCCGCCGCAAGUACGAACGUGCACUUAAGCAGUUCACGCGUGCCAUGAACCGCUGUCCGUGCAACCGGGGGACGAAGCGCAAGCGGUGCACCUGCAAGAACUACGAGGCCGUCGCUGACAGAGACGGCUCCAUGUUCGAGGAGGCCAUGUUUACCUGCCAUUGCGAUGUGGGCAAGGCCUUCGACAAGUGUGAUGAUGCCUUGCACAUUAUGGCGCUCGAUUACCGCGCCGCCACCUUCGAGGCCAUGGAUGAGCUUGAACGCGCCGAAAAGGACGCCAAGUGGAUGUUGGAGCUCGCGCCUCGCCUGCCAGACGGAUACCUCCGACUCGGCAAGAAUGCUCGCCUUCGCAGGGAUGCCUGGUUUGCCUGGAAGAUCUACAGCGCCGGUGUUGAUGCCAACAAGCACACUCCCCUGUCCUCAUCGCGGAAGCUGCAGCAAUUGCACCAGGCGUUGCAGCCACUGCAGGUUCGCUUCAGACGCAAGGACCCCAUGUGCCUCCUCCCCCUCGAAAUCGUCCAUAACAUAGUUGAAGACUUUGACGUGGUCGAGUUGACAAAAUGCCUUCGCGUGUGCAAAGUCUGGAAACAGACCCUGGAGAGCAGCCACAGCCAGAGACUGUGGAGGUUCCUCGUCUUCCCAAAGCCCCCUCCUCAGCCGCCCUCCAAAUCCGCCCUCCAGGCCCUCGUCAGACGGUCCGGUGGAAGCAUGCGCAGGAUUGUCAUCCGAGACCCCGGCAAGUUCCAGCUGUCCCAGGCUAAACUGUCAACCCUACUGCGACACUCGCAAAGCCUCGAGCAUCUUGAGCUGGGGCCCGCGCACGAGCACUACUACCGUUUCCCCGAGGGACCUGGGCUCUACCAGAACCUCUGCCAUCUGACCAUGGAUACAUACAACUGCUGGGAGCGCAACAUGUGGCAAUCGCAAGGUCCCUACCCCCUUGGUCCGGGCUUCCUUCCUGACGCCUUUCUCAAAUGCGUCGCGGGCACCCUGGAGUACCUCAACUUGUUCGGCAUUCCCCCAAGCUGGUGUGGACGCCGGAACCUACCAGAAUUUCCCAGAUUAAAGAUAUUGCGCCUGGAGCACAAGGAAGGACUGGAGCCGCAGGUGUCGUUCCCCAUCUUUUCCUUGGCUUGUAAAACGCCACAGCUCGAGCAGCUCAGGUUGGAGAACCUUCACCUCGCGGGCCACACAUCGCAGGAAUGCAGGGAUUCGUGGCACACGCUAUGGACGGGCCUCAAGGUCCUUGUCUUCCUCAUGCCCAGGUCUAGCAUCUCACCUCUACAGCUGGUCGACACAUUCUUCAAUGUCACUCUGCUCAACUCGGUCCAAGCCGGUAAGAACUUCGAGCAUCUGGACCUGGAAGUUCCGGUGGACAACGUAGACGCGGUGCUGCCCCAACAGGUCUUUUCAGAUGCAGACGACCUGGACCUAUACGGCCUAACCAAGCCAGACGGCAGCCCGAUACGGCGUCGCAACCAGUUCCAGAAUCUACGAUCGCUACGCCUCAAGCACUUUGUGCACCGCCCGAAGAAAAUGGGGAAAAUCUUUGCAGCCGCAGUGGCCAGCGGCAAGCUGCACACGUUUGACAUUGUGUUCCCCGUCGAAAGCCUCGACCUCCCGUUGGGCGAGGAGAGCGCAAACUUCCUCAAGGGCUACGACUGGCUGCGUGGCCUCGACAGCAUCCGUAGCCUGGGCGUCUCCGACUUCGCCUUCCCCGAGGUUCCGCACCGCGACUCCGAGCCACCCCUGCCCUCCUUCUUGGCCAGCUUCCCCAACCUCAAGACGCUUAGCCUCAGCACAAACUCCUGCAACCAGGAGGCCUUUUGCCUCAUUGUGGAGGAGACCAUGAAGAGGACGCGCCUCAGCACCAUGUACCAGAAUUGUGUCAAGGGGACACUGAUGGAUCGGCUCAAGAGGCUGGGUGAUCGACACGGAGUGGUCGUUAUAUUCGGCACGCGGCCGCGAGACUGGCCGGUACAGCUGGAUGGAGAGGAGCUUUCCUCGACAUGA
Molecule: messenger RNA, 2055 nt
Organism: Hirsutella rhossiliensis
Lineage: Eukaryota; Fungi; Ascomycota; Sordariomycetes; Hypocreales; Ophiocordycipitaceae
Product: Tetratricopeptide-like helical
Exons: 6
Coding region: 1-2055 (684 amino acids)
Molecular function (GO): protein binding
Source: RefSeq, a predicted model, not a curated record